Molecule: messenger RNA, 317 nt
Organism: Closterium sp. Yama58-4
Lineage: Eukaryota; Viridiplantae; Streptophyta; Zygnematophyceae; Desmidiales; Closteriaceae
Source: the annotation of a GenBank genome assembly
AUGCCUGACUGCACCUGCUCUGCCUAUCCCCUCUCUGCCUAUCCCCUCUCUGCCUAUCCCCUCUCUGCCUAUCCCCUCUGUGUCCCCUCUAUCCACUGCAGCCACUUAGGCUUUAACAACCUAGCUGGAACCUUCCCUUCCGUUGUGUUGCGGCUGCUGCAGCUGCGCACACUCAAUCUCGCUCAGAACCAGCUUACAGGAAGCAUCCCCACCGGCCUUGCCAAACUUUCUCGCCUGGCUUUCCUCCGCUUGGACGGCAAUCAGUUUACAGGCCCCAUUCCCUCACAGCUUUACUCGCUUACCAACAUCACAUACCU